This is a messenger RNA of Apiotrichum porosum, 1110 nucleotides long. RefSeq lists its product as uncharacterized. Bases 1 to 1110 code for a protein of 369 amino acids. Gene Ontology annotation, cellular component: cytoplasm. The transcript is spliced from 10 exons. The record is from RefSeq and is a predicted model, not a curated record. Lineage: Eukaryota; Fungi; Basidiomycota; Tremellomycetes; Trichosporonales; Trichosporonaceae. Gene Ontology annotation, biological process: cytoplasmic translation. Gene Ontology annotation, molecular function: GTP binding; GTPase activity.
AUGACGACCGUUCAGAAGAUUAAGGAUAUCGAGGAGGAGAUGGCCAAGACGCAGAAGAACAAGGCCACCGAGUACCAUCUCGGUCAGCUGAAGGCCAAGCUUGCCAAGCUGCGUCGCGAGCUUAUCACGCCCUCGGGAAGCGGUGGUGGAGGUCCCGGUAUUGGUUUCGAUGUGGCAAGGACUGGCGUAGCCAGCGUAGGCUUCAUCGGGUUCCCCUCGGUCGGAAAGUCGACUCUCAUGUCUGGCCUGACCGGCACCGUCUCCGAGGCCGCCUCGUACGAGUUCACCACCCUCACUACUGUCCCUGGUACCAUGACCUACAACGGUGCCCGUCUCCAGAUCCUUGACUUGCCUGGUAUUAUUCAAGGAGCAAAGGACGGUAAGGGUCGUGGUAAGCAGGUCAUUGCUGUUGCGCGCACUUGCAACCUGAUCUUUAUCGUUCUCGACGUCCUCAAGCCUCUUGUCGACCUCAAGAUCCUGACCGACGAACUCGAGGGCUUUGGUAUCCGUUUGAACAAGCAGCCCCCUAGGAUCACUGUCAAGAAGAAGGAGACUGGUGGUAUCCAGAUCAUCAACACUGUUCCGCUCACCAAGAUCGACGCCGGCGAGAUCAAGGCGGUUCUUCAGGAGUACCGCAUGACCUCGUGUACCGUCACUAUCCACGAGCCUGACGCGACCGUCGAGGACUUUAUCGAUGUUGUCGAGGGCAACCGUGUUUACGUGCCUGCAGUCGUUGUCCUCAACAAGAUCGACGCCAUCUCGAUCGAGGAGAUUGACCUGCUUUACAAGAUUCCCAACUCGGUCCCCAUUUCGUCCAAGCUGUGGCUCAACAUCGACGACGAGUUGAAGGAGGUCAUGUGGAAGAAGCUCGACCUCGUCCGCGUUUACACCAAGCCCAAGGGCAAGCAGCCAGACUACACUCAGCCGGUUGUUCUGCGUCGAAGCAAGUGCACUGUCAGUGCUUUCUGUGACAGUAUCCACAAAGACAUCAAACGUGAUUUCAAGAACGCCAUGGUCUACGGAACGUCCGCCAAGCACUCGCGCGGUCAGAAGGUCGGCCUUGACCAUGUUCUUGAGGAUGAGGACAUUAUCACCCUCUUCAAGAAGUAG